AUGGAUAUCGACCGCGCACGAACCCGUAGAGAGCGCACCUUUGUCGGUAGCGCAUGCGCCGUGUGCGAAGAACCCCUAGAACAUACCUUGCGCGGUGAACGAAUUUUACAAUUUUCGUGCACUCAUGUGUCGCAUGAGGCUUGUUUCUACGAGUAUAUCAAGGAAUUUGAAUCUCAAUAUUGUCCCACCUGCAAUGCGCCGUUAGGUUUGGACACUAGUCGAGGUGGAAAUGUCUUGGAUAUCGAGAAGUUGAGUAACAUAGUCCGCUCUGCGUCAGUCAGUGACGCUGCAACAACUCGAAGCACUCUGACCACCCCGACUCCGUGGGAUAAUCGUAACCAUAGCCAGCAGGCUCAUCAAGAAAGUCUCAGAUCUUACCAAAUGCAGCAGCAACAAGACCAUAAUAAUUUCAACAGGCGGGACAGUCGUGACACUAGUAGUCAACGAGAAAGGAUUGAACGAUUGACUUCAAACAGUUCUCGAAGACAGACGAGCCAUAGCCGUCAAGACAGUGGAAACACUGGUGUAGCGUCGUCGGGUGAAUAUACCGACGGGCAGCAACAGAGCACUGGCCGGCGACACGAUUACGACGUACAAGCCAUGGAAUCGGACUUGAGUCCACGGUCCGGCGCAAUCAAGAACCCGAUCCCUGCUCCCAUUGUCACUGUGCGCAGCGAGUUCCCUACGCUUAAUCGCUCACGCCAGCAGCAACCUUUGACUUGUGUCGUUACUGUCGAGGUUCCCGAUGGUCAUUGGCGACCAGAUAUGGACGUUCUUCGUUUUACGCCGUUGAAUGCUCAGCUUCCUCCAGAAGAUGUCUACUCGCCGAUUCGUUCACCGACUGUCAACUUAUCGCGUUCUGCUCCGGCGGAGUCUCGGGAGAAUCUGGACGAAAUUGCGGAGGACCUUCGUUUGCGAGUUGAGAAUUGGCAUGGUUUAGAAUUCCAACGAUUCGGCAAGCUCCUUUUACACGGAUCUUUAAAUGUUGGCAAAGAUCGGGAAUCGUGGCAAGAGCUCGAAUGUUAUCUGUUUGCUGAAAUGCUCAUUUGCGUAAAAGAAAAGAAAAUGGCCUCGGACGCGGCAGCAUAUGAAUCCAAACGCAAAAGCGGUCGUUGCUCGUUGAAAGGCUCAAUUCUGAUCAAGAAACAUUUGCGCGAAGUCGUUGUGGUGACAGAGGAGCCAAUUCUUACAUUGAACCUCAUUGUCAGUGAUCUACCUUGCUUCCAUCUCCGAUUCCAGAACAGGGGUCAAUUGGAUCUGUGGCGUCGCGCCUUUGCUGGAUUACACAAUCCAGAACCUGUGAGAGAUUUUGAUGCAGACAGCGCAAUUCGGGAAGAGGAUGAUUAUCGUACAACCAAGACCAACAAACGUCAGUCGUCGGCGACCUCCUCCUACGGUGCCAACAAAUCCAACAACACUGCGUUGACAGAGUACACCAAUUCCAUGCGAGAUCCCCGCCCCGCCCCUAGUUUCCAUGUUCCACUAGACUUGGUCGUUGUAAUACCAGUCUCGUCAUCUAUGCAAGGGUUGAAAAUCACUCUGUUGCGCGACGCCUUGAGGUUCUUAGUACUGAACCUAGGCCCACGUGAUAGAAUGGGUUUAGUCACUUUUGGAUCGAGUGGUGGGGGUGUGCCUCUUGUCGGAAUGACCACCAAAGCAUGGAAUGGCUGGGGCAAGAUUCUAAACUCGCUCCGACCUGUUGGUCAGAAGAGCUUGCGAGCAGAUGUGGUUGAGGGUGCCAACGUUGCUAUGGACCUGUUGAUGCAACGGAAGUCGAACAAUCCUAUCUCCACCAUUUUGCUGAUUAGUGACUCUUCGACUUCCGAUCCUGAAAGUGUUGACUUUGUCGUGUCCCGAGCGGAAGCCGCUAAGGUUGGAAUCCACUCUUUCGGCUUAGGGCUCACCCACAAGCCCGACACUCUGAUCGAAUUGUCGACUCGCACUAAAGCUUGCUACACGUAUGUCAAAGACUGGAUGAUGCUUAGAGAAUGUGUUGCUGGCUGUCUCGGUUCUCUACAGUCGACUUCCCACCAGAAUGUCAAGCUUAAGCUACGCUUACCCGAAGGCUCACCCGCCAAGUUUGUCAAGAUAAGCGGUGCUCUGCACACUACAAAGCGCGCUACUGGAAAGGAUGCCGAAGCUGCUCUGGGCGAUUUGAGGUUUGGCGACAAACGUGAUAUUCUUAUCCAGCUUGUUAUUCAGCCUGAUAAUGCCACACAGGAACAUGUUCCUCAGGACCCUUGGCAAAGUCUUGUAUCUGGUCUUGAAGCGCUCGGCGGCGGCUCUGAUGGUGACGAGCAGCGAGUGAUCAGUGUAGAGGAAGUUCCCCUGAUUCAAGCUGACCUUACAUACGGCGACAUUCUGCGCGAAGGACAUUUGACGCACUCUCCUCGUCCGUCGCUCUUGGCUAUUACCAUGCUUCCUCCUAACCCACGAGCCAAGCAGGGAGGACGACCUUCAACUCCUCCUAUCCCUCCUCAUCCAUCAAUUGUCCAACGACGAAUGGAACUAUUAGCAUCGGACAUGCUAACCCGAGCAUUGACCUUGGUAUCUCGCGGCCAACACGACCGUGCUCAACAUUUACUUCAUGAGACCCGAAGUAUCCUCAAGGGUCUUGGAAAAGGAGGUCUCCCACCUCUACCUCCUGGUGCUGGUAAGCCCAGCGGUCUUUUGAACGACUCCAACAGUCCUUCAGGGACACCUAACUCGACGUCUCCACGCUCGUCGCACUUCCAAGAAACAAACAGCUCAUCCGCUGCAUCUGAGACAGCUACCAUUACUCCUGUUGCUGCUGUUGAUCAACACGUCAUGUCGGCUCUCGAUGCUGAUUUGGAAGCAGCACUCGAGUGGAUCAACCAUCCGGCCGUCUUCGGACGUGAUUCCCGCAAAGCCGUGCUUCAAGCUAUUGGUGUCGUUUCGUCGCAACGAGCGUUCACAUACCGCACGCCUUCUGAGUCCUUGUGGUCAGAUCGUGUGGCUGGUGUGAAGCGACUGGCCGAUAAGUCCAAGGAGUGGCGUGAGAUGGGCGAUGAUGCCUUGACCGAAGAGUAG
Talaromyces marneffei is the source of this 3051-nucleotide messenger RNA. RefSeq lists its product as uncharacterized. Bases 1 to 3051 code for a protein of 1016 amino acids. NCBI's taxonomy places the organism in Eukaryota, Fungi, Ascomycota, Eurotiomycetes, Eurotiales, Trichocomaceae. The record is from RefSeq and is a predicted model, not a curated record. The transcript has 5 exons.